Ostrea edulis (European flat oyster) is the source of this 2545-nucleotide messenger RNA. RefSeq names its product N-fatty-acyl-amino acid synthase/hydrolase PM20D1-like. The coding region runs from base 401 to 1918 and encodes 505 amino acids. Gene Ontology annotation, biological process: amino acid metabolic process. NCBI's taxonomy places the organism in Eukaryota, Metazoa, Mollusca, Bivalvia, Ostreida, Ostreidae. The transcript is spliced from 11 exons. The record is from RefSeq and is a predicted model, not a curated record. Gene Ontology annotation, molecular function: hydrolase activity, acting on carbon-nitrogen (but not peptide) bonds, in linear amides.
UACCGUUUAGUUUUAGAUUGAAUGCAAUCGUUAAAGUGAAAAUGUCCCUCGGGCGGCCCGGCCUGUCCCAAGACACAGUUAGAUUAUUUUGACUACUGCUUAGUAUGUAUAACCCUAAAUUCGGACGUUUUAAAUAACAAGUGAGAUGGGAUUGAAUACAUUGAGAGCAAUGUCAAAUUUAUAAAUCGAUACAGAAUUAUCUAAAUGUAAAUAUUAAGUAUCUCUAAUUCUAUAUAGUGAAGUCCGGUCCUCACACAAAAAAUAUGCAUUACUUGAUUUUGACGGUUAGCGCUCACCGUAGUAGCAUGUAACAUCCUCUCACUCGUGUCCGGAUUAUGCGUCCAUUUCUUUUGAUUUUUCCGACGUUUUUGUCUUGAUCAUACGUAAAUAUUCAAAUACCAUGUUUCGGUCGCUGUGUAGAUAUUUUGGAUUCAUUCUACUGGUCGUUGUUAUCAUUAUUGCCAUCAGAACAGUCACUUUCUCCGUGCGCACUGACCCCGUUAGAAGCUGUCGUCUGACUGACAAAGAUUACAUCCGGGCAACUGAUGAAGUGAUUGAUAGAUUUCGGAAGUCUUUGCAGUUUCAGACCAUUUCUAAAAACCCACAUCAGUAUGAUAUUGUGGAACUGCAGAAGAUGGUGGACUUUGUCCACGCAGCAUUUCCUGUAGUACAUUCCUCGAAACUUGUAACCCACGACGUCGUUAACAACUACAGCCUGCUGUACAAGGUGCAGGGUUCGAACCCUGAACUACGUCCGUAUAUGUUGUGUGCGCAUUUAGACGUAGUGCCUGUGGACAGAAAUGCAUGGGAGGAGGAACCCUUUGGAGCAAAUAUAAAGGAUGGAUUCAUUUAUGCACGUGGAACAAUAGAUGCCAAACACAUUUUAAUGGGUGUACUCGAGGCAACAGAGUUCCUACUUAAAUCAAACCAUAAACCUCAAAGGACGUUUUAUAUUGCAUUCGGGCAUGAUGAGGAGGUUACAGGCUUUGAUGGUGCUGCGAAAAUCAGCGAACUUUUGUACAGCAGGGGCGUACGUGAUCUUGAGUUCCUCAUUGAUGAAGGAACAACCAUUGUCAACAAUCUCUUUCCAGGAGUUCACAUUCCCAUAGCUGUAGUUGGAACAUCGGAGAAAGGAUCCCUGAAUGUUGAGCUCUCGGUAACAGGAAUCCCGGGACAUUCAUCUAUGCCAGCAGGGGAGACAACUAUUGCAACAUUAGCAAGGGCAAUAACUAGGCUAGAAGAAAAUCCCCACCCUAAUAUGUUUGGUACGGGUCCAGAGAAAGACACCUUUACUCACCUGGCAUCCAGUCUGUCCUUGCCUUUCCGAGCGGUAAUAACAAAUUUAUGGUUGUUUGGACCAGUUGUUUCAAGACUGUUUUCAAGAAUCCCGUCUCUGAAUGCUCUCGUGAGAACUGUAACUUCCGUAACCAUGGUGAAUGGGGGCGUGAAGGUCAAUGUUUUGCCAUCUUCAGCGACAGCAGUGGUCAAUCAUCGUAUCCACCCUGCACAGACCGUGGAGGAGGUAUUAGCAUAUGACAAAAAGAUUAUAAAUGAUGAGCGCGUGAAGCUGCGUGUGGUAGCGUCUAUGGAGCCCCACCCUAUGUCUGCGUAUGGAGAUAAUGACUUUGGUUAUCAGACGAUAAAGAACAGCAUUAGGCAAAUUUGGACCAAUGCUACUGUAGUGCCAGGUGUGAUGAUAGGGAACACUGACACGAUACACUACGUCCGCUUCACCGAGAACAUUUACAGGUUUAGUCCCACCUUUAUGUAUCCUGAGGAUCUUAAACGUUUUCAUGGAAAUAACGAACGACUUUCAAUUCAUAAUUAUGAACAAGCUGUUAAUUUUUACUAUCAUUUGCUUGUCAAUGCUGAUGAGAUAAACUUACCACCUAUGCAUAAACACGGGGAUGAAUUGUGAUCAUUGUUUUUGGUAUAAAUAUUUUUUUUAUGAAAAUCAUGCUUAUUAUAAUCAUAAAACCUGUCUAAAUAUCUGUGCCAUUUACAAAAGAACAAGAUAUAAAUAUGUUGAUGUAGUAUAUUUUAAGAUUUUAUUGUACACGUAUUUGUAACCUUUUAUUCAAGUGAAAAAAUGUGAUGUCUUUCUUUCAUUGAUGAGAAAAUGAAGAGUACGAUUUAUUGGAGAAUUGAUGCAAUUUCUGUAUAUUACGUUAAUUUAGGAGAACAUUUAAAAGUACAACUGUGCUAGUUUGUGAUACUUGUGUCUGAUAAUUAGUUAGACUGGGACCUAGAAUGUGUGUGUAUAUAUCACUAUUAGUAACGAGUUCAUUAGAAUUAAGUUUUGUGAUUUUGUUACGUGUAUUAUUAAUCAAAAUGUUGUAUGUGAAUUUUCUAUCGGGUUCAGUUGCGGACGUGGUGCUGUGGACUAAAGUCCAUGUUGAGAUGACUUGGAUCAAUUAAAAUACAUUUACAUAUCUCAGGACUGCUGUUGAAUAUAGUGCUUUAUUUUGUGACUAUUCGAAACAAUUUGAUUUUUCUAUGUUAUUUGAUUUACGAAUUUGAAAUAGUAUAAAAUGGUCUAUAUGAA